This is a messenger RNA of Tripterygium wilfordii, 669 nucleotides long. RefSeq names its product putative wall-associated receptor kinase-like 16. The transcript has a single exon. Gene Ontology annotation, cellular component: plasma membrane. Bases 1 to 669 code for a protein of 222 amino acids. The record is from RefSeq and is a predicted model, not a curated record. NCBI's taxonomy places the organism in Eukaryota, Viridiplantae, Streptophyta, Magnoliopsida, Celastrales, Celastraceae. Gene Ontology annotation, biological process: protein phosphorylation; cell surface receptor signaling pathway. Gene Ontology annotation, molecular function: protein serine/threonine kinase activity; ATP binding.
AUGGUAGCAAAUGAAAUAGCAAUUGCAUCCAACAUGAGCAAUCACAGCAACUUCUUGAAGCUCCUGGGGUGCUGCUUGGAGACUGAAUUCCCCAUAUUGGUCUACGAAUCCGGAGUAAAUCUUUCACAUGAGAUGAUAAACAGUCUGCCAUGGGAGACCAAGUUGAGAAUCGCAAAUGAAAUGGCUAACGCAUUCGCUUAUCUUCAUUAUGGCACCUCCAGGAUUAUCAUCCAUAGAGACAUUAAGAUUGGUAACAUAUACCUUAACCAGGACAACAUUGCCAAAGUGUCUGAGUUCCAACUGUCUGUGCUAAUCCCCUUGGGCAAAACACAUGUGGAUGCAGAAGUAUGUGGAACUUAUGGGUAUUUAGCUCCAGAAUAUGUGGUGACUGGGCGGUUAACCGAAAAGAACGAUGUCUUCAGCUUCGGGAUUGUAUUGAUGGAAAUUUUGACUAUAAAGCAUAUAUGGGAACUACGUGAUCCAUUUGAAGAAUAUGAUGAUAUAGUCCAACAUCACCUGAAGAACAGUGUGUUGACAGAGGAAAUCAGGGGGCAAGAAAUUGAAUUUGGAGAGCUGAUACUGAAAUGUGUCCGAGACGAUCCUGAUGCAAGGCCAACUAUGCAGGAAGUUGCACAAGCACUCAAAUCUAUCAUAAGCAACAUGUUCUAG